Beta vulgaris subsp. vulgaris (sugar beet) is the source of this 1604-nucleotide messenger RNA. Its product is annotated as annexin D8. Gene Ontology annotation, molecular function: calcium-dependent phospholipid binding; calcium ion binding. NCBI's taxonomy places the organism in Eukaryota, Viridiplantae, Streptophyta, Magnoliopsida, Caryophyllales, Amaranthaceae. The record is from RefSeq and is a predicted model, not a curated record. Gene Ontology annotation, cellular component: cytoplasm.
ACUAGGCUUAGGGUUAUUUGUCCCAUAACCUCAAGAUAGUUUUUUGAAUUAACUAUUUAAGGCCAUAUCAAGCAUCAGUUAGUAAAUUUUCAAUUAUUUUAUGUCAUUAGAACCAUAUGCCUAUAAUUAAAUAGGAAUAUUCCCAAACUAAAAUCGUCAUAACAUUUUUUUUGGGUGUUUGCACCCGGUUUACCCUUCGGGCUACAUCCGGAUCGAGGCCAAGUUCGGGAUGGUUAGGUUCCAUUCCUCUCUCAAGGAUGUUGCGAGGAUUCGAACACGAAUCCGUUCUACCAAAACCAGUCCCAUCAUCAAUGGACCAACACUUACUUGGUAAAAUCGUCAUAACAUUUUGAUGUAUAGUACGUACGUUACCUCAUGAAAGUCUGACGUAUAAUCUUACUACAUCACUAAUACGUUAUUACAACAUAACGCAUAACUUACAAAAAAAAGGUUCAAAAAUAUAUAACUGAAACAUUUAUUCACUGACCAAAAAUAGAAAUAUAGGAUACGUUUUGUAUUGUGAAUAAUUGUGAUAAUUAAUGGACAUUCAACCAACUACUAUAAAAUAAAGAACAUCUUCUCUGCAUAACUUGGGAUUAUAUUCAUAUUCAUUUAUAUUAGGAAUCACAUUCAAAACAGAGAAAAAAAAAUAAAGAAAAAUGUCUACCAUUGUUGCUCCAGAGAGAACGUCUCCUAUUGAUGAUGCUCAUGUUAUCAAAAAAGCAUGCAGAGGAUUAGGUACAGAUGAAAAUGCAAUAAUUUCAUUAUUGGGUCAUCGAAUGUCUUGUCAAAUUAAGCUAAUCAAACUAGCUUAUCAAGAAGUAUAUCAAGAGGAUCUCAUUAAUCAGCUUAAGUGUGAGAUUUCAGGAGAUUUUGAGAAAGCUAUAUGUCAAUGGGUUAUAGAUCCUGUUGAACGUGAAGCAAUUCUAAUUUUCGAAGCAUUAAAGAAAGAAAAACCAGAUUAUAAUUUAGUGGCAGAGAUCGUUUGUACCAAAUCUCCAGAAGAACUUCUUACACUUAAGCGUGCUUAUCAUAAGAUCUACAAGCAUGCUCUUGAAGAAGAUGUUGCAUCUCACACAAGAGGAAAAGUUAGAAAUUUUUUGGUGGGAAUUGUAAGCACUUACAAGUACUAUGGUGAUGAAAUUGAUGAGAUACUAGCAUAUUCAGAUGCAACCACUCUACAUGAUGAAAUUCAAGAUAAAAAAUCUAUACAUGAAGAGAUCAUAAGAAUUAUCACUACAAGGAGCAAGCAACAACUUUUGGCUACUUUCAACCAUUUCAAGGACAUUCAUGGGACAACUAUUACAAGAGCUCUAAGAGGCACCCCAGAACAUGAAUUUUUUGAGACAAUAAGAGUGGCCAUCAAAUGCAUCAGUUACCCUCAAAAGUACUUUGCUAAGAUCUUGCGCAAGGCGAAUGGACUUGGAACAGAUGAAGAUGUACUUACUCGUGUGAUCGUUACACGAGCAGAAAUCGACUUGAAAGAUAUAAAGGAAUUAUACCUAGAAAGGAACAAUACUUCACUUGAUCAAGCAAUAGCUGGAGAUACUUCUGGAGAUUACAAAGCAUUUCUUUUAACUUUGUUAGGAAGUGAAGGGUAUUGA